Messenger RNA from Poecilia reticulata (guppy), 5934 nucleotides. It is a transcript of the gene rfx3, whose product is annotated as regulatory factor X, 3 (influences HLA class II expression). Gene Ontology annotation, cellular component: nucleus. Gene Ontology annotation, biological process: regulation of transcription by RNA polymerase II. The record is from RefSeq and is a predicted model, not a curated record. NCBI's taxonomy places the organism in Eukaryota, Metazoa, Chordata, Actinopteri, Cyprinodontiformes, Poeciliidae. Gene Ontology annotation, molecular function: RNA polymerase II cis-regulatory region sequence-specific DNA binding; DNA-binding transcription factor activity, RNA polymerase II-specific.
AGCCGAUGAGUUUUAUAGCAACUGUUGCCCAGUGAGGCAACGCCAUAGUCCCCGUAGUCCUGGCGACUGUAACCCACCAACAACAACCUCUCGCUCCAUCAUUACCACCUCCUCCACCAUCCUCAUCUUCAUCAACCAGUCCGCAGCUCAGGCGCCAUGCAGACCCCUGAAGCAGGCGCUGACUCCACCUCCACUGUCCCUCUCCAGACCACCGUGCCUGUCCAGCCUACCGGCUCCACCCAGCAGGUGCCUGUUCAGCAGCAGCAAGCGCAGACUGUUCAACAGGUUCAGCAUGUUUACCCAGCACAGGUGCAGUAUGUGGAGGAAAAUAGUGGCGUCUACACCAACGGCAACAUAAGAACCUACACGUAUUCAGAGCCGCAGCUCUACAGCCAGAACAGUGGAGGGAGCUACUUUGACACGCAGGGCAGCUCAUCGCAGGUGUCCACUGUGGUGACGUCUCAUGGCAUGACCAACAACGGAGGGGGGAGCACUGGAGGGAUGAGCAUGGGCAUGACAGGGGGUCAGGUAAUCAGCAGCAGUUCUGGGGCCUACCUGAUGGACAACGCCGGACCUCAUCCUGCCACCCAGACGCCACGAGCCUCUCCGGCCACUAUUGAAAUGGCGAUUGAGACGCUCCAAAAAUCUGAGGGUUUAUCCAGUCAGAGAAGCUCGCUGCUCAACAGCCAUCUCCAAUGGCUGCUGGACAACUACGAGACAGCAGAGGGAGUUAGUCUACCGCGGUCCACCCUCUACAAUCAUUACCUGCGGCACUGCCAGGAGCAGAAACUAGACCCUGUAAAUGCAGCAUCUUUUGGCAAACUCAUUCGCUCCAUCUUCAUGGGACUCCGUACGAGGCGCCUCGGGACGAGAGGGAACUCAAAAUACCAUUACUACGGUAUACGAGUGAAACCAGACUCGCCGCUCAACAGACUUCAAGAAGACAUGCAGUACAUGGCGCUCAGGCAGCAACCAGUUCAGCAGAAACAGAGGUUCAAGCCAGUGCAGAAGUUUGACAGUGGCUCCGGAGACAAUUACACAAGCGGGGGGCAGCACCAUCCUGGAGCGGCAGAGCAGACAGUCAUUGCACAGAGCCAGCACCACCAGCAGUUUCUAGAUGCAUCGCGGGCACUCCCUGACUUUAUAGAGCUGGACCUGGGACAGAGCAAUAUGGAGAACAUCAGUCCAGAGGAUGUGAAAGCUCUACAGUCCCUUUACAGAGAGCACUGUGAGGCUAUCUUGGAUGUUGUCGUCAACCUCCAGUUCAGUCUAAUUGAGAAGCUGUGGCAGACGUUCUGGCGUUAUUCUCCUCCUGACACAGUAGAGGGCGCCACCGUAACAGAAAACAGCAGCAUAAGCGAGAUUGAAGUGCGGCUCCCUCGAGCACAGCUUUUGGCGCUGUGCAGGAACGAGGCCGUUCUUAAGUGGAUGAGCACCUGUGACCAUUUAAUGUACCAGGCCCUCGUGGAGAUCCUGAUUCCUGAUGUCCUGAGACCCAUUCCCAGUGCCUUGACUCAAGCCAUUCGCAACUUUGCCAAAAGCCUGGAAGGUUGGCUUAGUAAUGCCACGAAUGCCAUUCCACAGAGAAUGAUCCAGACCAAGAUUGCCGCUGUUAGUGCCUUUGCGCAAACGUUGCGCAGAUAUACAUCGUUGAACCACCUGGCUCAGGCGGCACGUGCUGUGUUGCAGAACACAUCCCAAAUCAACCAGAUGCUGAGUGAUCUCAACCGCGUUGACUUUGCCAACGUACAGGAGCAGGCGUCCUGGGUGUGCCAGUGCGAGGAGGGCGUGGUCCAGCACUUGGAGCAGGACUUCAAGGCCACCCUGCAGCAGCAGAGCUCUUUGGAGCAGUGGGCAGCCUGGCUGGACAACGUUGUCACCCAGGUGCUCAAGCCUUACGAGCACCGGCCCAGCUUCCCCAGGGCAGCCAGGCAGUUCCUGCUGAAGUGGUCCUUCUACAGUUCUAUGGUGAUCAGAGACCUGACCCUGCGUAGUGCUGCCAGUUUUGGUUCCUUCCACCUGAUCCGUCUCCUGUAUGACGAGUACAUGUUCUACCUUGUGGAACACCGGGUGGCUCAGGCUACUGGAGAGACGCCCAUUGGAGUCAUGGGCGAGUUUGACAACCUCCACACCUUAUCCCUUGCUAGCAUUGAUAAAGACGAAACUAGCGGGAUGGACAGUGACUUGGAAGAGGACACAGAGGACUCUGGAGAACCUCUCGCUAAGCGCGAGAAGCCGGAGCACGAGGUAAUCCAAGUGAUCCAGGUCGGGGCACUGGAGGACGGGUCCCACCCUGUGGUGGGUGUCGUCCAGCACAGUGUUCUCCACUCGCUGCAGCAGCCUCUGCAGGACCACACUGAACACAUCCUAACGUCCUCUGCUGGGACUCCCACCAUUCGCCACUGCAGCACCACAGGCAACACGUAUGCCUCCGUUUGAGGGUCAAAGGGCACAGCUUCACCUUGUCUGCCUAGUUUUACCGUCUCACUCUCCACGUCUCUCUCUUCACGUCUAGAUGUCUGCCAUCUUUUUACAUGCGUUGUCUCUGUUUGCGCUCUGCCCCGCGUAGCGGGUGGAGGAGUGACACUCCGGCCAGGAUGUGCUCUGUCCUUGUCUGUUUGGAUUCUGGAUGUGUAGUCGCCUCGUUUCAGUCUGUGGAAGGGACCUGGAGGAAAAGGGACUCGAGUGCGCCGUUAAAUGUUUCCUCUUCAGACGCGACUUAAGGCUUCUGUCUGUCCACACGGACGGGUUUUAUCCCUUCAAACUGCUGAUGUCUCAGAGCUCAAAUCCAUGUCACUAGUCCCAGUAGAGCAAAACGCAUCAAAUCACUCAAAAUCUCCACCUGUUGUACAUAGUUUUGCUGUUCUUCUUUCGAUCGACACUACUCCAAACUCAUGGUGCUAUCAUUGUGGUUUGUUUUUCAUGGAAUUUCUUUGUCUUUUCUGAUUUCUGUCAACAACGCUGAUAGACUCCCGAUUGAGCGAGACGUUUCUGAGUGUUGUAUGUAGCUAGACAACAAAGGGUCAGAUUCUGGAAAUGAUGGAAACUUCGGUUUGAGUUAUAUGGUAGCCACUUGCACAAAAACACUUGCAUCUUUUAGUGAUAUUAGAAGUAAAAAAAAAAAACUAAAAAAAAACCUGUACUGCUGCUUUUGUGUAUACAGAUGAGAUUCGGGAUGAAAUGGGGAGGGGGGGGGAAAGCUUUUUUUUUUAUGCACCGCGUGCAUAGUGCUUGCCUUUUAGAUGCCUCGUAAUGUGGUUUACGUGACGUGAUCUUGAAAGACUCUUGGCAGCCGUUUUUCCCUGCUUUUACAAGUUUCUCACUUCAUGAAAUUCCUUACGUUUGCAGUGGACCAAAAAAUUCAACCAACAGAGGAGGCUAAGCGCGAGUCUCUCGAUGCCACACGGAUGCUGUUCCCCGUCCCCGCAGUGCCAUGUCGCGACGCAGAAUAAAAAGAAAAAACUAAAAAUGGAAAAAAAAUAAAUAAAAAAUAGAAUGUCAGGGAUUUAAUGUACCUCGGCUUUAUCAUAGUGCCUUAUCCUUAAAUGCAGCUCGUCCGCGUAGUCCUGACCUGAGGUUGCCCAGCCGCAGAUUUGGUUUCUGGUGACUCGUGGCUGGAUUUGGGCUGGCUCAUCAGUUCUUUGUUGUUGUUGUUUUGUUUUUGUUUAUUUGUUUACUUCUGAACCUAUCCGAGUCACAGUCACAGUUUUAGCCUUGUCCUGCCCUCGCUCUGCCUUCUCGAGGCCUAUUUCUCGCAUUUAGCCUUCGUCAUCGGAUGAAGUGAGUGCGUGUCUUGCGUGGGUGUGUGUCUUUGACUGGGUCUGCGCUGUGCUUUUUAUGUGCUCAUACGCCCUUCAUCUUGUGUGCUUGUGUGUGUGCGUGCGUGUGUGUAUGUGUUGGGAACACAUCCAUCAGUCACCCUACCUCAAACCGGUGGUGCCAACCCUUUGAUGCGUGCAGCACAGUCACCAAACCUUAAUGCACACACACCACUGUACUGCACAAAUCUCAACACGAAGAGAAAACCUGCAUUGCUUUUCUCUCACCUCUGAUGUACUUUGAUUUCAGUUUUUAGCCCAUAAAAUGCUUAACCCUUUGUUCCCUGUUUAGAGACCAUCUUUGUACAGUGGACCAAAAGUAGAUAUUUUCUAAUAUUCAGAGAUAUAAAUAUAUAUAUACAGAUAUAUAUAUAUAUAUAUGUAUAGUAUAUAAAAUGAUGAUACACUACAUAUAUUUGUUGCUUUUUAUGUGUUUAAUCCGAUUGUUAAGACGUGAAUGUUUCUUUUGGUAGCUCAUCUGUAAUUACUUCAUUGACUGUGAAAUAUGAACAGCUUGGGAACUGCAGCGCCUUGCCAAAGUAUUCUCGCCUCCUUUCACAUUUUGAAACCUUGCUACGGCAAACUUCACUUUGAUUUCUGUCUGGAGCUCUCCAAAAACUAAACUGGUGCAUAAUUGUAGAUGGGUUGGAGUUUGCAGAUCUGAAAAGUGUGGCCUGCAUUGUUAUACGGCUGAUUUUUCUUUUGCUGCAUGUAGAGCUGCAUAUCUGUUGGGUUUUACUCUACCAGCUCUGACAAUCUUAAGACUGGAGUUUUGGCCCAUUCUUCUUCGCAAGUGUUUUCAGACCUGUAGCUCGUUUACUUUGGUCCAAAUCACUUGAUGGGUUUAACUUUUAGGGGGGAAAAAACUCUAAACCUACAUUCAGCCUCUAUUGGUCACACGUGUUUAACCUAAAUGCAAAUACAGAAAGCACUCACUGUGUUCUGAGCUGGUAGGAAUCAUUAGUGUGAGUUGCAGCCUACACAAGGUGACUGUGUCAAAUCCCAUUCUCACCGUAAACAAACCACCACAUCUGCCACAACUGGACCAGAGUUCGUCUUUAAACAAGCUCCCGUAUCAGUUGCAGGAUAUCAUUGAGGGGUAUCAGAUAUCAGGUCACACUCCAGAUUUCUGUUGAUCGUUUUAUAUCAUUUUCUUUCUACUUCAGUUAUGCACCAGUUUGUUUUAGUGGAUUACAUAAAAUUCCAAAUACAUAUGAAGAAGUUUGUGUUUGUAAUCCGAUAAAAUGUGGAAUUGGUGUGAGAGGCAUAAAUACUUUUGCCAGGCAUUGCAUUGUAACCUUUGAAUCCUUAGACUACAACUAUACUUGAACUGUUUUAGCCUUCUACGUUGUGGGGAAUAUUGAGAUUAACCUCUAUGUGGAAUUUUUGUUUUUGUUGCUAGACACAUUUUUGCCGUUUUUUUAAAUGCUCGUCUGUAACAUUUCUCCACAAAAUGUUUAUUUAUUGAUAUUUAUUGCAUUUCUGUUUAAAGUGCUAAUGAGUACGAUGUAAUGGCAUCUGACGAUAAAUCAGAAAUUAUCCCACUGCAAAGUGCAAACCUACUGUACAGAGAGCAGAAAGUUGAUUGUUUUGUUUUAUUCUUUGUAUUCUCUGUAGGCUGAAUAUUUGUGUUAAAGAAAAGGGGGAGUAGUAGCACUGUAUUUGCUGUAAUUACAAACCUUUGUCUUGCUAAAAGUGCACAGGUGGCUUGACUUUUUUUUUUGUUCUUGUGCAACUUAGAUGGGCCUCAACAUUGAAUAGGGUGGGAAAGUGCAAAUACAUUGUGUGAUUUACGUUAGCGAGUCAGCGGACUCGAGGGGGUUGCUUGUUUGUUGGGGGGAGUUUUGAAAAGGAAGCCAGGUUCUCGCUCUGAUCGUGCCGUCUUGAAAUAUUUGACCCGAUCUAGAAACUGUCCACACUUAGAUCUGGCUUUCUAGUUUUAUUUGUUGGGGAUUGUUAAAAGUCUCGAAAAGACAAAUGAACUAUGCUUUCAAGGCCUUUUUCUUUCUUUCUUUCUUUCUUUCUUUCUAACCUUUUUUGUACCCACCUUACUCUUUUAAAAGAACUGUUCAAGUUCAGGCAAUAAGUGGAAACUGUGGCUUAAAACAUGAGAAAA